UGUCUCCGAGUUCUCUACUAGGAAAGUGUUUGCAGAUUUUGGACUAAAGUAUACCUUUAGUGCUGGGGAGAUUUUUCUCUGUGAGCAGGAGGUGGAUUUUUUUCUGCUGGUAUUAAUCAAUAUGAAAAGAUUUGCAUCACUCCAUGGCCUAUGUUAGCUAUUGAAUGAUUGUUCUAAUAAUUCAGUGAGAUAGUCACUGUUAUUAUCUGAGACAGUUCUCAGCAACUAAAUCUUCAGAACAAAUUGUUAAGAGGCUACUGGAAUUGAUAUAUUUAAUGACCAUCAUAUUGAUCUGUUGUGAAGUUAUUGGUGAUAUAAUCAUUGUCCAUUUCAAUGCUGGUAUCCAUUUAGAUUGGUGUUAGUCCUUGUGUUUCUAGCUUUAUUUCUAAUUAUAGUGUAAAAAUAAUAGGACACAGCUUCCAGUUGAGAGAAGCACAAUGUAUUAAGUGAUUCAAAUGACCCAAUGACACCAAGAGACACUGGGGGCAUUUUUGAAGGGCCCAGGGGGCAUCUUAAAGGUGUGAGAUGGAUUAGGACAAGCCAGCAGAAGGGGGAAAGAUUGCAGUGAGAAUUCUUUAUGAAUACACUUCUGGAUGGAAAGACUAUGGUACAAAGUUUUCUCUUUCUGAAACAUGAGGGUUCUGCAGAGUGAAGCCCCAAGGAUCCUAACUACGCAGUGUGACUUUAUGAGGGACCAGGCACCUUCAGUCCCCACAGUACAGAAGACUUAGAAGGGAAAAGGUAAUGGCAGCAAUGAAUAGUUUCACUUGGCUUAGCGACAGGGUCUUUCUGCUACAGAGACUCCUUUUGGCUGUGAGGGCAUUAUGGGCUCCAAACAGCUUCUCAGCUCUCUGGCUGGACCUUGCUAGGUGCAGAGGCAGCACAGCUGUGUGCACAAUGCAGUGCUGUGAAGCACAGAAACUCUGCUUCCACCAGACCAUCAGCUACACCACUCCUGUUGGCUCUGUUGCCUCAGGUUCCCUGUAAGCAGGACUGAAGUUGCUGGCUUCCUUUGUAGCAUUUUGCAGCCCUAGAGCAACCUGAAAAUGUUUAUUGGAACAUUUCUUUCUGCACUUGUGGUAAGGAACAGAGACAGCAAGCAGAGAUUGUCUAGCACAGAAACACUGAAGAUUGAUCUCCUAGAAGCAAAGCCUCUCCUGCUAUCUUGCCAGGGGAGGUUUCCCAGACCCAGCAGUUUUCAAGCUUUUUCUAUUCACAGGCUUCUGUAUUUCCCGUUUCCCCAUCUGCAAGGGAGUGCACACUAAAAAUGGGCCUGCUUUUCUAUGUGCUGUUCACGACUCUUAUUAACAAGGUACAGAGGCCCCCAUGCCACUGUAACUGGGUAUUUAUAACCACAGGGCUAAGCACCACAGAACAAUAGUUCCCAUCUUUGUUCAUACACUGACACUAAGUUACAACAGGAAAAAAAAACUCAUGCUGCAGGGCCUUGAGUUGCUGAAGCUUAAAGAAAGGAAGGAUGUUCACAAUACCCAUCCAAGGCAUUAAUAAACUCCUCACCUCCUAUAUGGAAAAUUCAGACAUAGACUCCACUCAGCAGCUUCCCUCUGUCCUCCUUUAAUAGGAAAUCACCCCUAAACAAAAACCUGGGAUGGUGGCUUUCACCUCCUUGGAGUCUGACCUUUCUUGUGAAAGAUGUUCUUCUAUAUUGCAGAUCCUCUGAAUCCCAUUGGGGGACAACAGAUUAGUUCUGGCAGCAUUACUCCUCUGGGCACUGAGUCACCUAAUCUCAGGGGAAUUUCUGUCCCCAGGGUUUCAAAAGACCUUUUGUGUCUUCACAGAGAUAAUGGUAGCAGCACCUCUGACCCCAGUCCUCAGGAUAUUUCAGACUUUGCAGGGAUUAAGAAAAACAUUUUAAAGUUUUACUAUCUGAAAGUUACAAUGGAAUAUGUAAUUAAAAGUACACAUUCAUAUGGGUAUGUGUGUGGACGUGAGUGUGCACGCGUAUGGAGAUGGAAAACCUUUCUUGUAGCUGGGCUGAAGCAACAAAAAUUUGGCUGGAUGCCAUCCCUGAAACGGUGGUCCAGGAUGAGCAUGUCUCAUGGGGGCUUUUUGACAUAAAUCCCACCCCAGACUUUUCUUUCUCAGGACAGAAGCCAUGGAGAGGAACGGUGCUGCCUUUCUGCCGACACCAGACCCCACGCACCACUUCCACGUAGCGCUGCUGGAUCAGAGGCGGAGGCUGCGUGGCCAAAUCGCUCACCUUCACAAGGCAGCUCGGAAACUCAACCAGCUGCGCAAGAGGUCCCUGAUCGCCAACGUCAGCGGGAGCACGCUGACCGCUGCCGGAGCGGUCACAGCCAUCCUGGGGCUGUCCCUGAGCCCGGCCACGCUGGGAGCCUCUCUGCUGGCGUCGGCCGUGGGUCUGGGCCUGGCCACGGCUGGGGGGGCCGUCAGCAUCACUUCCGACCUCUCCUUAGUGCUCUGCAAUUCCCGGGAGGUCAGGAAGGUGCAGGAAAUUGCAGUGACUUGUCGGAAACAGAUGAGGGAAAUACUCGGCUGCCUGGAGUUCCUUCGGCGGGGGCAGGGCCCGGGCGACCCUGCGCUGCGCCAGUCGGAGAAGAGGGCAUCCAUCUCGCUCUACAACUCCGUCUGCUUCAUGGUCUUCUGCGGCUCCCACAGCUUCCUCGUGCCAGAAUGCACAAAGGAGGUCACUAAAGUAAGCCAGGCUGUGCUGAGGGCCAAAAUCCAGAAGCUGGCUGACAACCUCGAGACCUGCACCAGGGCAAUGGAUGAAGUCUGUGAUCUUCUUGAGUCCAGAGCAGAGCUUUCCCCACGUACGAGGAGACUCAGCUUGCGUGCUAAAACCACUGCCAAGAGCCUGAGACCGUCCAGCUGAAACAGUGUUUGGUCCAUAUUAAAACUGGGUUUGGAGGCAUUACAUUAUUAACUGUGAGCAUUAGCAUUGCUACCUGUUGUUUUACAGUUCACGGUGCUGAUGCUGUGAGGCAGACAUUCUGCAGACCCCUUUUUCCCCAGCCAUCUCCACUGCCCUUCUUCCCCAAGGCAGCAAAAAGAAGUAGGUCAGGAGGCAGAUGAAAAUACCUGAUGCUGACUGAACCUGGUUUGUAAACAAUUUAUGAAUUUGUGUGUGGUACAAGGGCUGGAGUACCCUAAAAAAGCCAGCAGCUGCCGAUUUCCAGUAGAGUACAAUCCCAUUACCAAGGUACAUCUGGAAAGGCUGCAGAAAGAAGCUGCAGCUCCAGAUAUGACAGACUGUAUGGAUCGUUCACCAUCCCAGGGUGAAAUAGCAGGGCCAGAAUUUAUCCAUUUUGGAGAAACCUCUCCAGACUGAGAACUGUGAUGUUUGCAUUCUAUUUAUUUACCUAGAAUGAUUUUAAGCUUGUGAUAUUGUAUUUAAGAGUGUAUAUAUUUUUUUUUUCUUUUUUUUAAAGGAGGCCUCUGUUCCAAAGGAAAGCUGUUGUUUUUUAGAGUAAAAGCAAGUCUGUAGCAUGUGAGAGCAAGUUACCUGUUAUUUUGCUGUGAGGGAGGGCAAAUCCCUGUAGGACAAGGAAAGCAUGACCUGAAUGCUGAUAGUAAUAAAAUAGGUGAAACAGUUCAAACAGUGACAAUAAAUUUUAGGAGCCAAAACAGAGAGAAGAAGAGUGGCCCUGGGACCAGAGUCUGCCUCAGGGCGUUGGUGGAAGGAAGCAGUUGUAUCUCCUGCAGCAGGAAGGGAAGGGUAGGUUGGUGUUAUGUGAUGGGAGCACACCUGAGAGGUGGAGGUGCCACUCUCCAUGCAGUUGAGCAGCCUGUGAGACCCAGAGUGGAUCAUCUGUGAGGGGGGAGGCAGCACUCAUGGAAAGCUACACGUACUCCUAGCACUGCUUCCCACAAAAGGCUUCAUAUCAGUGAAAUACUUGUGGGUACUAAUAUUCAGGAGGGGUAGGGAGGAGUAGGAUGAUUCAGUGGCAGAGCCCCUACAAAGCAGGAGCAAGGACCGGGACCCUGUUUCAAGUGACUGUUCUGCUGAAUAUGCCCUUUGUGAUUUUGAGCCAUCAGUACCUCAGUUCCCUGUCUAAAAACGGGGAUAGUAGCACUUCCCUACCUCACAAGGAUGUGUCUGGGAUCACCCCACUGAGAAGUGCCCAAGUAUGGUGAUGAUGGGGAUCAUGUCAGUACCUGAAAGAGGUACAAGGAAGAGACCCUGAAACUAGCUUGAGGUGACUCAAAGAGGUAAUGCAGAGGUAACUGCCUCCACAAGCAUGCCCCAGUGGAUAAGGGAAACUUCGCCGCACAGGCACAAAUCCAAGUGAUCAGAAAAACCUACCCUGUAAUUCUGCAACACUGACCAAAUUCUUAGGGGGGGCAGCACUUCGUGCCACAAAGGUUGAAUCCUUGUCCUUUUUGUCCCUUCUUUUCAUUAUAUCAACUUUGUUUUAAUAUGUUGUAAGAAGAAUAAAAGCUCUGUUUCCCCAGAGUGGGACUCAAAUGCUUUUGAUACCCAUGCCUGUUUGCCAGAAAUGAACAAGUACACUGCUGAUUCAAAUAAAUGAAUAUGAAGCA
This is a messenger RNA of Passer montanus (Eurasian tree sparrow), 4524 nucleotides long. RefSeq names its product apolipoprotein L domain containing 1 (gene APOLD1). The coding region runs from base 2117 to 2857 and encodes 246 amino acids. Gene Ontology annotation, biological process: lipoprotein metabolic process; lipid transport. The transcript has 2 exons. The record is from RefSeq and is a predicted model, not a curated record. Gene Ontology annotation, cellular component: membrane; extracellular region. Gene Ontology annotation, molecular function: lipid binding. NCBI's taxonomy places the organism in Eukaryota, Metazoa, Chordata, Aves, Passeriformes, Passeridae.